AUGGAGAGAUUAGUCAUUCUGAUGUAUGACAAACAAAUCCCUGAUGACAGUGCAAACAAGACCAGACAAACUUUGCUCACACAGAAAGAUAAGGAAAUAAAGAAAAUUCUGCUAACAAAAGAUGCCCUACGUCAACACGUCCUUCGAGCAGCAUAUCAGGCCGGUCAUGUGUGGGGCCAGCCUCUCCUUAAAGCACCGCAGGUACCAAGCCCUAAAGAAUUCGGUUGGAAACGGGAAAAUGUGUCUGCCCAGUGGCAAGUGAAGCAGACGAACCUGCCGCCUGCUAGUGCAGUGUGUCGUGCUGUAGUAAAUUGUGGAUGCGUUAAGGACUGCAGACAAUGAUGCAAAUGUGUAAAACAAAAUUUGCCCUGCACAUUGUUGUGCAAAUGUGGUGGAUGUCAGCCCCAUGAAUAAUUUAUAAUUGGUGUAAGCCCCUAUGCUUUUGACCUUUGAACGUUGAAGGUACAAUUUAGAGGUGUUUUCCGAGUAAUGAAGGCUUAGAAAGUAGUGUUAGGUAAUCAUAAUUUACAUGUAUAAUUUUAACCUUGAAGCAACCACCCAAAUUCUUUCAAAACUUCAAAAUGAAACUUUCAGUGAUACUUUGAUGCCACAUUUAAUUAGCUUUGGUUUAAGUUCAAUAAGUUUAAAUCCAAAAAAUGAUAAUUUGACAUUGUACCCAGUCAUUUUGAUCCAUGCUGUCGUUCAAACAAUAUUACCGGCUGCCAUUUUGAAAACUCUCCUCUCCCCCCCUGACAUAGGUCAUAUCUAGGCUGCCCAUAAUCAUUAAAAUGUUUCCCAUGAUUUCUAGUAUUAGUGAGCCAAGUCUCAUACUUUUAUCAUAAAGUGCACAAUACUAUCACUCAUCCACUGACUAUAAAGUGUCAAACUGUGAUAGUGGUGUAUAACCACUAAGUGGGGACACUAAAAUAAUUAAAAAUUAAAAAAACGGAAUAUAAGAAUUGAGAAAAACUAUGAACAGUAUAAGCACAUAAGAAACUCGGGAGAACUAUAUACAAUAUGUACAAAUGUAUCCAUUAUCUUACCAAAAAUAAAAAUAAAUAAAAAAGGCAAAGAGAGCAGUCAUUGUCACCUAAUAGCAUACUAAGAUCCACUUUUCUGAUGUUAUAUUUGAAGGAGGACAACGUGGAAACCUUUUUUCACGUUACUAGGAACAGAGCUCCAUACCUUUUGACCACAUACCUGAUCGAGUGCUUUCCAAAGUAGACUGUGUUGAAUCUGGGUAUAGUGAAGUCAUGAUUGCGCAGUUUGUACUUAAUUGCACCCUGUUCAAGUAG
Molecule: messenger RNA, 1295 nt
Organism: Porites evermanni
Lineage: Eukaryota; Metazoa; Cnidaria; Anthozoa; Scleractinia; Poritidae
Source: the annotation of a GenBank genome assembly